UCUCUUUUUCUUUGAUAACAUGUCAAGCAAAACAGAUACACCUAAAGAAAAGGAGAUUGACGACCAGUUGUUAACUUCUGUGAUGGAAAGAUCAAAAGAGGUUGGAGUAAACGAUGCCCCCGACGGAGGAGCAGCUGCAUGGAAAGUUGUUUUUGGUUGCUUUUGCGGCAUGUUCUCAAUCUAUGGUGUCAAUUAUUCUUGGGGUUUAUUUCUUCGUUACUACAAUACAAACGUCUACGUAGGAAAAAUGAACCAGCUGUCUUGGAUUGGAUCUAUUUGUAUUGCCUUGUACUUUAUCAUUGGUCCUAUAAAUGAAUGGGUUGUUCGCAAGCUAGGUUACACAAAGAUGCUGAUGAUAGCCACCAUUUUAUGUCCUCUUGCUUUAAUGUUGGCAAGCAUUAGCCAUGAAAUUUGGCAUCUAUAUCUGACUCAAGGGGUCAUGUUUGGCAUUGGUGCUUCUUUUGUUUGGUUUCCAUGUAUCAGUGCUCCACAAGAAUGGUUCUCUAAUCGUCGAGGUACUGCUAUUGGCAUUACCAUGUGCGGCUCUGGUAUAGGUGGUCUCAUUGUCUCUAACAUUUGUCAGGCAGCCAUUUUAAGCAUUGGAUAUCGAUGGUCUCUUCGUAUUGCCGGCUUUAUUUGCUUCUUUUUCUUAUCAUUGGCAACCCUCUUUGUCAAGCAAUCCCCUGCUCAUUUACUAAGACAGUCGCAACAAGAUCAAAACAACGAAGGAUUGCAUGAAAUGAUACAAAGACAAAAGCAACUUUUAAAAAAUCCUCAAUUUAACAUCAUGCUAAUGGUUGGAUUUAUCACAACAUUUGGAUACCUUGUGCCUUCUUUUCUUUUACCUUCUUAUGCCAAUUAUUUGAAGCUUAACCCCUGGAUUGGAACAAACUUGUCCGCCAUCAUGUCAGCUAUUAACGCAGUAUCAAAGCUUAUCAAUGGUACUACAAGUGAUCGGAUUGGACGAAUCAAUGGCUUGUUUAUCUGCACAUUCUUAGCAGGCAUUAUGAGUUUGGCUAUCUGGACCAAUGCUAAAACAGAAGCUACCAUAUGGGUCUUUGCCGUUCUUUAUGGGUUCUUUGGUGGUGGUUAUCUAACCUUGUUCCCUGCUUCUCUUCCUCAAGUUGCAGGAUACGAUAAUAUUACUGCUGCCAAUGGUCUUUUGUAUUUCACAAAUACGUUUGGUUACUUAUUUGGCACGCCUAUCGCUUCGGCAAUCAUCAAUCGCUCCACCCCUCCUAAUUAUGCUUAUGCGGCUAUCUGGGGUGGUCUCUUAAUGGCAGUAGGUGGCCUCUUCUGCCUUGCUUUGCGUGUCAUGCGAGCUGGCUGGAAACCUUUUGUUAAAGUUUAGAAUAAAUACCUUUUCGUUAUAAUUUACAUAUACAUUUACAUAUAUAUAUAU
Gilbertella persicaria is the source of this 1402-nucleotide messenger RNA. RefSeq names its product major facilitator superfamily domain-containing protein. Gene Ontology annotation, molecular function: transmembrane transporter activity. The record is from RefSeq and is a predicted model, not a curated record. Gene Ontology annotation, cellular component: fungal-type vacuole membrane. The coding region runs from base 20 to 1351 and encodes 443 amino acids. Gene Ontology annotation, biological process: transmembrane transport. The transcript is spliced from 5 exons. NCBI's taxonomy places the organism in Eukaryota, Fungi, Mucoromycota, Mucoromycetes, Mucorales, Choanephoraceae.